AUGGCUGAGCAACUAAAAAGAAAAAUUGACUCUUUAGGCAUUUCGAAUAAAACUUUAUCUGAAAUAACCAAUCUUACAGGGUCAACACUUGACAAAGUACUGAAAAGAAUCAGGAUCAAGUGAAUAAAUGAUGGGCAAACCCAGAAAAUCAAGCUAAAACAACUAAUUGAUGAUAGAAAUUCUGAAGAAACUGACAAAGAAACUCAGCAAGCAUUGCUGGAACGACGUCAAAAAGAAGAGGAAGAAAAAGCAAUCGCAGCUUUAAAGCUAACUAAAAAGCUAAAUAAAGAAAUGAAAGAACGCGAAGAAAGAUUAAAAGAACGGGAAAAUGAAAUGCUAACUCCACCCCCCCUCCGUGAGUGAACAAAAAAAUUUUGUUCACUCACGGAGGGGGGUUAAUUUUUUUUUUUAAAAAAAAUUUAUAUAUAAAUUUUAUUAAAAAAAUAUUUUUUUUUCGAAAUUUAAAAAAAUCCUAAUUCGCAAAAAUUGGAAAGCAAAUAUUAAUUCAAUUUGCAAAAUUUAUGUUUUAAAAAGCAAUUUGUUUAAAAUUAAACAAAAUUCGCUCUAUAUUUCAUUAUACUAAUUAUCAUUUAUAUAUUAAAACUUUUUCCAUAAAAAAUUUUUCUAUUAAAAAAAAUUUUUGUUCACUCACGGAGGGUGGGUUUUUUGGGCAAAAAAUAGCGAUUUUUCUAAUGGUUUUGUUCACUCACGGAGGGGGGGAGUAAGGAAAAUACAAGAAGAAGUUUUACUUGAAGAAAAAUUGAAGGAGGAAAUGCUGCUUGAAAAAGACGAAUUGAAAAGGCAGCAACUAAAAGAGCUUCAAGAAAAAUCACGCUCAAGAAAAAAGGAAAUCGCGUUGAUGAAAGAAAUUCAAGAAAAAGAAACCAAAAAAAUUUUAUCUGAAAAGCCUCUAUAUCAAAAAUUAGACGAGCUUUAUACAAAUGAAAUACUUAUGCCAGAGCUUGAAAGAAAAAAAGCUGAACUCGCCAAAAAGAGAAUGCUCUUUAAGCCAUUAGAUCAUAAUGAAUUAGCUGAGUACGAAAAAAGGCAUGACGAGAUGCUAAGAGAGUGCGAAGAAAGACGCAGAGAAAGAGCCAAACAGAGAUCUAUUGAUCACAUAGCGAACUCUGCUUCUCUUGACUUAAAGUCAAAAUUCUACGACAACAUCCUAGAAGAAGAAAAAAAGCUGAAAGAAGAAAAAGAAAAAGAAUUUUUACAGAAAAAGCUAUAGGAUUUGCCCUAGGAUGGCGCUAUAUGGCGCCAUCCUAGGGCAAGCGAAAAUUGGCUCCACACGGGAACCGUAUUCCACGUGUGGAGCCAUUUUUCCACGUGUGGAAUCCACAUUUUCCCACGUGGGAAAAAUGGCUCCACACGUGGAACACAAUUCCCGUGUGGAGCCGUGUCUCCAAUUGCCCGAGGAUGGCGCAAUAUAGCGCCAUCCUCGGGCAAUUUCUAUAAAACUCGAAAAGCAGCUUUUAUAUUCAGAAAUAAUUAAAGAGGCAUAUUCACCAAUAAUAGACCCAGCAAAGCUUACUUACUUAAGAUUUAUAAUGCUUUACGUCCCUUACGGGGUAGGCACCCCAGACCUUUCUGUCAUCUCUUCAGCGCAUCGGGCCCACAGGCCGCUGAGACAACCUGCUUCGUUUACCAAGACGCGCUUGGAGCAGUGUUGCCAGCUUCGUCGGCUCAUGAAUGAACUACUUUCUUGUGACACAAGCUGUCCGCACAAAAAAACCUAAAAAAUGGAUUUUCUAGCUGACUAUCGGCAAAAAGGAAAAACAUGUAGCCUGGGAUCUAACGCCCAGUUUCACGCUAGAGAGUUGCCCGAUUGGUCCUAAUGACUUCGCUGGGCUCCCCUUUCCAACUGCCAUGCCUUCCUUCCCCAUGAGGAAAAAAAUCCACCACUGAAAUUAGACUUGGGCUAGAUUCUGCUCACCACCAGAAUUGCUUACCUAGCAUGUCCAUCUUUGUAAUGGUAAAAACCUUGCCAGAUAUAAUUAAAAUAUGUGUCGAGGCUGCAUGGCCGGAGGCCAUGCCUAGAUGAAGACGUCUUAUUUUAAUUAUGACCCAGCAAAGCAAAAAGAAAUGAAAUUAUUAAUAGAAAAGCUAAAGCAUGACCCUUUUUCAGCUCGACACAAAAAGUCUAUAAACAGCUGAAGCGAGCGAAGAGUCUCUGAAGGGAAUCAAUCGAUUCAUUCAAGAAAAUGAAAAGAAAACCCUAUGGUCCCGAAGCUUAAGCCUCCAAGAGAGCCAAUAUUUAUUGACUAUUUAGCAGAAAAAAGGAAAGAAAGAGAAAACUCAGACUCCCCAGUCUUUGGAAGAAAUGCGAAACAAUGAGUCGAAGGUCUGGCUGACACAAAUCUCACAGAUCGAGACAGGAUAAAAAUCAAAGCAAAAGCAGCCAAAUUAGAAAGAUAUGUACAGCAGCAAGAAGUCAAGCUCGAGUUCCUUGAUCCAUAUAAUGGAGAAGGAAUCAAGGCGGCUAAUGACUUAAACGACAUGUUGGUGAGCUCUAUCAAAGCCAAGCUUGCACUACUCGAAAAAGUAUAA
Blepharisma stoltei is the source of this 2550-nucleotide messenger RNA. The record is from the annotation of a GenBank genome assembly. NCBI's taxonomy places the organism in Eukaryota, Ciliophora, Heterotrichea, Heterotrichida, Blepharismidae.